AGCGUUAUACAGUAUGCACCACCUGCAGUCAAUACACCUCAGGGGAGUAUUCAGAUUGCACCUCAAAUUUUUGUCCCCGAUACACCUCCCAGUUGUUCGAGUACAUCAACUGACAUAUCUCUAUCCGAUGAUGAUAUUUGUAUGACAGCUAUGGACGAAUAUGAAGUUAAUACAGAUUCUUAUACAACUACGAACGUUAACGGUAAUCGUGUAUCCACCGCCAACACCACGUCAGCUGCUAAGGCAAAGAAGGCACGCAUGAGCUUAGUACAAUCCAACGAAUUCGUUGAGAUUUCAUCGUCCGUCAACCGUAAAAUCGUUUGGUACUACGCGAAAAAUAUAAAUAAUAUACCGAUUUAUUCUGAGUUUCUCCGCUCACUCAAGUCUGAGCUUAAAAAUUUGAUUAAAGUCAGCGUACAAAAACAUGCUAUUAAAUUCAAUCUAAAACUAGAGGCGACUUACAGCAGACCAAAUAUAUUAAAUUCAUCGGAAAAUAGAGCGUUUAAAACAAUAGCAGUGGAAAUAUUUAUAGACAGCAAUAUUUCAGAAAUUAUAGAAAAGGCGAUUGUUAAGUUGAUGGAUGAACAAGAGACAUAUAAAUCGCGUGGAAGUGGGUUCACAUUAGAUUCUAUAGACGGGUUAUUGGUAACCUUAUAUAGAUAUACUCCGAUGGGUGGAUCAUCAUACAUAGCGUUACCAGCGUAUAUAGAUAGAAAACGGGGUACAAUUAACCCUCAAAACAAUGAACAACAAUGUUUUAAGUGGGCGAUACUAGCGAGGCAUGUGACAGGGCAGGCCGUAUGUCGAGUUGGAGAAAAUUAUACUAAACAUGAAGCUAAAUACAAUUUUAGUAAUAUCACGUUCCCAACCCCUAUAUCUGAUAUUGUAAAAUUUGAAAAAAAUAACGUCAACGUAUCCGUAAAUGUUUAUGGGUUGGAUAAAAAAUUUCAGCCACUACGCAAAUGUAUGACGUAUGAAGUGUACCCGCUACGUAUUGUUGACGAUGAGAAGGUUGACCACUUCGAUCUACUAUUGGUGACGGAUGAAGAAAACUCUCAUUAUGUGUAUAUAUCGAAUUUUUCCCGACUCCUUCGCGCGCAGACAACUAGACAUACAGAGAGAGUUGUGUUCUGUAAGAGAUGCUUCACGUCAUUCGAUAGUCAAAGUUUGAAAUUCAAGUUGGGUGGACAGGCGGGACUGCAACAGCAUAAGCUGAUUUGUGGUGUACAAAAGCUUAUAUUACCUUUGAUGCCUAAAGAGGGUGAGUGUCUACAGUUUGAAGCAUGGAGAAACACUCAGAGACAUCCCAUAGUAAUAUAUGCAGAUUUCGAGACUAUACUGAUGAAGACUGACGAAGCGAAGGGGAAAAACACAGAAAUAAUACAUAGACAUGAAGCGAUGAGUUAUGGGCUCAUGGUGAAGGCGAGCAAUAACGUACCGGUAGAGCUAUUAGCGAAACAUAACAUAUCAACAGAACCAAUAUUAUACCGAGGAAAUGAGAGUCGACAGGAUGUGGCGAGACAUUUUGUUAAAACAGUAUCUGAAAUAGCAUUAAACAUAGAAAAAUUAUUGAAGACGAAUAUUUCGAUAAACAUGACUACGAGUGACGUUCAGACUCACCAAGCAGCUACACAGUGCAACCUCUGUCGAAUCAAAUUUACAUCACCUAUAGAAAUACAGCAUCGUAAGACAGCCGACCAUUGCCAUCUCUCAGGAAAAUAUCGUCAAGCUAUAUGUAACACAUGUAAUCAAAAACUUCAAACACCAAUUUUUGUACCGUGCUACUUCCACAACUUAUCGAACUACGACGCGCACCUGAUAGUCAAAGAACUUGGUCAUGACACCCAAGCCAUUAGAACACUUUUCGGUUUAUGGCAUCAGGACUGUCAACUCUAG
This is a messenger RNA of Melanaphis sacchari, 1896 nucleotides long. RefSeq lists its product as uncharacterized. Bases 142 to 1896 code for a protein of 584 amino acids. NCBI's taxonomy places the organism in Eukaryota, Metazoa, Arthropoda, Insecta, Hemiptera, Aphididae. The transcript has 3 exons. The record is from RefSeq and is a predicted model, not a curated record.